UUUCGCUUUUCUCCACUAACACAAAAAGACUCACCACCCUUUUGCUUUUCGUGUUUUUUUGGAUUGUUGUAGAUCUACAAAAAUAAAGAAGAUGAUCCAAGAACUGUUGGGUGGUGCUAGCCUCAUAGCAGGUGAAAGAAAAUCCUCCAUUAACAACGGAGGAGGAGUUCUACUUCCAAAUACACCAUCUCCUUGUUCUCUCCCUUCUUCCACAACCAGUGUCACCACCACAUCUACAGCUAACACCGCCACCGCAGCCAACACCGCCACCUCAACAACCUCAGAUAACCAAAACCUGAGGUGCCCUCGAUGUGAUUCAUCGAACACAAAGUUCUGUUACUACAACAAUUACAACCUCACUCAGCCUCGACACUUCUGCAAGACAUGUCGCAGGUACUGGACCAAAGGAGGUGCUCUGAGGAACGUUCCCAUCGGAGGUGGCUGCCGGAAAAACAAGAACAUCGUCGGAACGUCGGCGGCAAAGACUACCACCGCCACCGCGACUAAGAUGAAAACUGUGGCAUCGGAGCUUGGAAGGUCAGGACUUGGUCCUGGCUUCGAAGUCGAACAUGACCUUCCACCAAGCCAAAUCCUAUGGGGUUCACCACAAAAUACUCAUCUUCUGGCUUUGCUAAGAGCUAGCCAUAGCCAAAACCAAAACCCUAACCCUAACCCUACUCUCAUGUCCAUCAAUGCUGUUAUUAAGGAAGAUGGGCACUUAAUGGGAUCCCAAUCCCACAUGGUGACUGAACCAUUAGUUUCAAAUGGUUUGUUGAAUCCUCGAACCCUAGGCUAUGAUGCUGUUGGGCAAGUUCCUUCACUUGGUCUAUGCAGUUCAUUUUGGAGAAAUAAUCAAGAUCAACCUCAACAACAAAAUGGAGGGUAUGUAAUUGGUGAACAUCAAAACAGUGGAAUUCAAGAACUUUACCAGAAGCUCAGGUUAUCAUCAACUAAUUAUUGCAGUGACAACUCACCAGUGUUUAUGGGGAACAUGGCUUCUAAUUCCUCUUCUAUAUCAAAUAUUUUGGAGUCAACUUCGGUUGCAGGGGCUGAAUUGGGGUACUGGAAUCCAACCUUUUCGUGGUCUGAUCUUCCAACCACAAAUGGUGCAUAUCCGUAACAGUGAUAACUAUUUUUCUCUCUUUUGUUCACCGUUCAAAUUUUCUUUUCCCAUUAGAUAGUAGCAUAGUGUUGCUUAAUUUGUAUCUUAGAGUUUGUUUCUCUAAUUUGUGGUUGCUUUGUUUUUGGGGGUGGUAUAUGAAUAUGGAUCUAGCACUAGGUUUUUUCUUCUUUUUUCCACUCUUGCUUUCUGUCAUUUGCUGCUUUUUUUGUAAGUUUGGUUGAUGGUGUGCUUGGCUAA
Gastrolobium bilobum is the source of this 1360-nucleotide messenger RNA. Its product is annotated as dof zinc finger protein DOF4.7-like. The record is from RefSeq and is a predicted model, not a curated record. Gene Ontology annotation, molecular function: DNA-binding transcription factor activity; DNA binding. Lineage: Eukaryota; Viridiplantae; Streptophyta; Magnoliopsida; Fabales; Fabaceae. Gene Ontology annotation, biological process: regulation of DNA-templated transcription. The coding region runs from base 92 to 1120 and encodes 342 amino acids. The transcript has a single exon.